Molecule: messenger RNA, 4154 nt
Organism: Pimephales promelas (fathead minnow)
Lineage: Eukaryota; Metazoa; Chordata; Actinopteri; Cypriniformes; Leuciscidae
Gene: abhd17ab
Product: abhydrolase domain containing 17A, depalmitoylase b
Biological process (GO): protein depalmitoylation; regulation of postsynapse organization
Cellular component (GO): plasma membrane; endosome membrane
Molecular function (GO): palmitoyl-(protein) hydrolase activity
Source: RefSeq, a predicted model, not a curated record
UGAAGAGUGGGAAGGCUAACUAACAUCUUUGACCGGAGUGGAAAAACAGCUCUAUUAGCAUAUACCAGCAGAUUAUUAUUACAUGACAGGACAGUAGCCGGAAAUCAACUCGAAACGACAAACCAGAAAUUGAGUUUUAUUCCUGUAGGGCUCUGCUUUUUAUUUGCGGAUGAGAUAUGUCCUCGACGGCGUCCAGGCCUUUAUUUGUUAUCUGAGAGGAGUCGUAGCUGACUGGCUAGCUGGCUAACUCCUCCCUGCCCCCUCACUACGAGCUAGCUACUUAGCGAUAGAGGUGUGAAAAUAUAAAGAAAUCCGGCUUUGGCAGGCUGUGGUCAAGAGAACGACACUUGACAAUGAAUGGCCUUUCUGUGAGUGAGCUGUGCUGCCUGUUCUGUUGCCCCCCCUGCCCCAGCCGCAUCGCUGCCAAGCUUGCCUUCCUGCCCCCUGAGCCUACCUAUGCCCUCCUGCCCGAUUUGGAGGCCGGGCCGGUACCGGCCGGACCAACGGGAACGUCAAGCUUGCGCUCCCGGGUAGGAGGUGGCGGUAGUGGUGGGAGUUCGAUAGGGGGUGUGAAUACCACUGGAGAGGGGCGCUGGAAGCUCCACCUCACAGAGCGGGCAGAAUUUCAGUACUCCCAACGGGAGCUGGACGCCACGGAAGUGUUCCUGACUCGCUCUAGUCGGGGAAACAGAGUGGGCUGCAUGUAUAUCCGCUGUGCCCCCUCUGCCAGGUUCACUGUCCUGUUCUCCCAUGGUAAUGCAGUGGAUCUAGGCCAGAUGAGCAGCUUCUAUAUCGGCCUAGGCACUCGAAUCAACUGUAACAUAUUCUCCUAUGAUUACUCCGGCUACGGGGUCAGCACGGGGAAGCCCUCGGAAAAGAAUUUGUAUGCAGACAUAGAUGCAGCGUGGCAGGCUCUACGCUCAAGGUAUGGCAUCAGCCCAGAGAAUAUUAUCCUGUACGGACAGAGCAUUGGCACAGUCCCCACGGUGGACCUGGCAUCACGAUACGAGUGUGCGGCUGUGAUACUUCACUCUCCUCUCACCUCUGGCAUGAGGGUGGCCUUUCCCGACACUAAGAAGACUUACUGCUUUGACGCAUUUCCCAACAUUGAGAAAGUGUCUAAAAUCACAUCUCCAGUGUUGAUCAUCCAUGGGACGGAGGAUGAGGUGAUAGAUUUUUCCCACGGGCUGGCCUUGUACGAGCGCUGCCCCAAAGCCGUGGAGCCGCUGUGGGUGGAGGGAGCCGGACACAAUGACAUCGAACUGUACACCCAGUACCUGGAACGCCUGCGUCGUUUCAUUGGGCAGGAAUUGGCCGCACAACACGCCUAAGCUCUCCCUCUUAUCCUCCUUGUUCAUCCCACCAUCUCCCAGUCUGAGCAAGAGUGAGAUGAAUGCAUCAGUAACUUAUUGAAGGUCUGCCAACUUGUAUGGACAACCUUAAAGUCAGAGGAGCUUGACAGAUGAUCCACUGCUCAGAUUUGUUUUCUUAAAAGUGUUUUCGUUUUUUUCUCCCUCCAUUUGUCAUCUCCUUGUACACGUGUAUAUAUAUGUGUGUGCAUGGGGACCCUGGGGGGUGAAAGUGGAAUUUCUCUGGGGCAAGAAUGAUGGAUGAAUUCCUCUGCCGGAUUCAGUCCAAGGAAAUAAGCCAGACAGAUUUCUGUACCUCCAACCAGACUGUCUCUCUCCAUAUCUGAGCAUUCAUCUGUCAGUUGAGUGGUUUGAUUCUCCAACCUGCCCCCAUGAUGCCUCAGCCUAAGAGAUUUUCACUUCCCACUUCUCAUCAGGCAACUUAAAAUAGCUCAAUCUCAGCGCUUGGCAAACUUCCUAGCCUUCCUGACCCUGCAGGAUGGAAUAAACCGGUUGUUUGGUCGAGGAUUUCACGAUUGAGUUUUGAAGCAUCCUACACAGGUGCAAUGAUGCCCACCUCUGCAUCUUCAUUCUUUCAUCUGAUCAUUUGGCCUUUUCUGGAUGGCUCUUGUGGCCAGGUGUGUGGGUCCAUUCUCUCUCAUAUACCCUGCGGUAUACUCGCCUCUAUGCACUGAUGUUCCCUUUUAUUGAGUUUUGGCCUUUAUGUCAAAGAUGAGCUUGGGAUAAGGUGACACCUGAUGAUGUACACCGCUCCAGGCAGGGAAAGAUCGAAUCCUGGAAUGUUGGCUUUUGUUCCCAGCAUUAUCAAUCUAUUUCAUUUCUCUUUGGUGUCUCUGUCCUUUCUUCUCAGCAUGUUAGGGUGUCCAUCCAUAGCACCCUGAGGUGAAAGAAACUGGGAGGGCUGCUCGAUGAUCAUCAUAUUUCAAUGAAACCACCGCACUUGGAAUGACAUGAUACAGAGCAUAUUCACGUCCAGAUCCAUACAUCAUGCAUCUGAACUGUUGGCCAGUAGAAAGAUCAAUGUUUUAUUCUUUCAUCAGGACUUUCCUAAAGCCAGAUCUCCGGCAUAUCAUUUCCAUAUUAAUUUAACUAGUUUCACUUUUUAAAAUGGAUAUUUGGGCCAUUCAAUUGUCUAAUUGUGUAGAAACAAAUAAUGCACACAACAUAGUCCGAGAUAAAAGCAGAAAUCACUUCUGAACCCCGUAGCAAUGACGCACAACUAGUUUUUCCCGUUUUUAGCCUGACGUCAAGAAUGUUUCUUUCAUGGAAAUGUUAUUUCCUCUCGCUCAUUCAAGUCUGAUGUGAAGCUAUAAUCAUGCAUGUUUACUCGGUGUCUCUUGAUUUAUAAUUUUGUUUUUUAAGCAAAUCAUUUCAAAGCGUAACACAUAAUUUAAAUACUCCUCUUUGUGAAUAUAAAGGAUUUUCCUUUUUCUUCCCACUUCAAAUUGCUAGUUAGCGGCACAUGGUUUCAUCUAUCUAAGUAAUGUUCUGACAGCUGGGGGCAGGUUUAAAGAUUAUAACUAGCAAUAAAGGCACAACAAUGUGGUCAUCAUCUACAACCUAUUUUUGUGAUGUCAUCUCUAGUCAAGCUGCUUCUCUUCAAAGGGAGUUUGUCUGAUAUGAUGUGGACACAACUAUCAGGUUACCUGAUGCUUAGAAAGAUUGUUAGAGCUCUGAAAAACAACUGUGAAUUAUCAAGGGAACUUGCUGCUACAGAUCUUGACUGAAUGGUCUCAAUGAAAUUUAAAAGCUGAUCCCUUCAACCUUUUGUUGUUUUCUGAUGCAAAGGCUUCCAAACCUUUUCAGUGAGAUAAGACAUCGCUUCCCCAUGCUGGCGGGAUUCAUUCUUGCCCUUUUUAAGGGAUAGUUCACCCAAAAAGGAAAAUUCUGUCAUUACUUCUGUCAACCUCAUGUUAUGGUGAGAAAUUGAUUUUCUUUCAACCAGACAGUUGGGAACACCCAUUGACUUUUUUGUCGUCAACUGUCAGGUGAGUAAGUAAUGACAAAAUUUUCAUUUUUGGGUGAACUAUCUCUUUAACAUUGUGGGCUGCAAAGUCAUUAUGAAUUCCGCACAAUAAUUUGUUUAAUUAACUUCAGUAUCUUUUGGGGGUAGGGUUUUUUCAAGAUGAAUUUUCAGAUUUUAUGGUGCCAGAAGAUUUCAUCUCUAGAUAUCCUUCUUUUUUUUGUUUUGUUUUGUUUUUGGAAACCUUUAUCCAUCCACCCCUUUUGGUCUGUUCCUAUGUGUUCUGGUUAAACUCAUUCCCAUUACUGCAAAACACAAAGUAAUUAUGUAUUCGGAAAACAAAACACUGGUUUGUACAUAAUUUCCAAAGCCUGAUUCCAGCAAAUGUGAUUCCAUGUUUCAUCAUGUACUAAAGUAUGUAAUCUGGGGUUGGACACAAGGGGGCUUGUUCGUUCUCCAUUCUAACCAAAGAUGACAGGUGUUGGAUUUGCAUUGGCCACCCACUGCCAUUUGUCAGCGCUCAGAUGUGGAUUAGAGCAGGCGGUGGACUUGGGCUGUUCAGACAGAGCCAGUUCUCACACAAUACAGGCUGCUGUUGAUGCCGCCAAGGGGAAGUUUUUGACUGGACUGUUGGUGCGUGUUUACCUCCUGCAAGACCCAAGUGUUUGCAGGGCUGAAGCAAUACCAACUUGUAGCCAGCAGACUGGAUGUGUGUGUUCUAACUAGAAGGGAGGACGUUGGUUUGUGAAGGGUUGGAGUUACCCAGAGACUCCAUCCCAACACAUUCAGAUUCAGCUCUUUUUACUAAGAUUUUUUUUUUU